Molecule: messenger RNA, 537 nt
Organism: Aspergillus chevalieri
Lineage: Eukaryota; Fungi; Ascomycota; Eurotiomycetes; Eurotiales; Aspergillaceae
Product: Hsp20/alpha crystallin family protein
Exons: 1
Coding region: 1-537 (178 amino acids)
Biological process (GO): protein complex oligomerization; response to salt stress; response to hydrogen peroxide
Source: RefSeq, a predicted model, not a curated record
AUGUCUCUUUUCCACAUCUCUUCUCCCGGAGACUUCGCUCCGUUCUUCAGUCUCUUGGACAACCGCGACCUCCACCGCACCAACCGCGGUCAAUUCUCCUCUCUCCGCUCGUUUUCCCCUCGCUUCGACUUCCGUGAGAGCGACGACGCCUACUACCUUGACGGCGAACUGCCCGGCAUCUCUCAGGAGAACAUCGACAUUGAAUUCUCCGACCACCAAACCCUGGUGAUCAAGGGCCGCUCUGAGCGCGAAUUCCACGACUCCAACGACACUCCCCAGGACCAGGCAGGCCAGAAAGGCCAGGACAAGACCGACGAUGUCGCCAAAACCGGCGAGCAGUCUGUCGUCAAGUCCAAGAAGAACAACAAGCACCGCUACUGGGUGAGCGAGCGCUCUGUCGGCGAAUUCCACCGCGCUUUCUCGUUCCCUGGCCGUGUCGACCAGAACAACGUCCGGGCCAGCUUGAAGAAUGGUAUCCUCUCAGUGGUGGUGCCUAAAGACGCUGUCUCAGGAACCAAGAAAAUCACCAUUCAGUAA